This is a messenger RNA of Malassezia japonica, 219 nucleotides long. RefSeq names its product Arf guanine nucleotide exchange factor sbh1 (gene SBH1). NCBI's taxonomy places the organism in Eukaryota, Fungi, Basidiomycota, Malasseziomycetes, Malasseziales, Malasseziaceae. Gene Ontology annotation, cellular component: membrane; Sec61 translocon complex. The transcript has 3 exons. Gene Ontology annotation, biological process: post-translational protein targeting to membrane, translocation; SRP-dependent cotranslational protein targeting to membrane, translocation. Gene Ontology annotation, molecular function: guanyl-nucleotide exchange factor activity. The record is from RefSeq and is a predicted model, not a curated record. The coding region runs from base 1 to 219 and encodes 72 amino acids.
AUGCGGCGGCGCGCUGCCCUCAAAGAAGCCGAAAAGCCCCACAGCGCGCGCGCUGCCGGCGCGGGUGGCAGCUCGAGCACGAUGCUGCGUCUGAACACGGACGACAACAAGGGACUGAGCGUCGACCCUGUCGUGGUGCUUGUCCUGUCGGUCGCCUUUGUCUUUAGCGUGGUGCUGCUGCAUAUCCUGGGCAAGGUCGUGCGCUACUUUUCCAAGUAA